This is a messenger RNA of Astyanax mexicanus (Mexican tetra), 2995 nucleotides long. It is a transcript of the gene paf1, whose product is annotated as PAF1 homolog, Paf1/RNA polymerase II complex component. The record is from RefSeq and is a predicted model, not a curated record. Bases 184 to 1749 code for a protein of 521 amino acids. The transcript has 13 exons. NCBI's taxonomy places the organism in Eukaryota, Metazoa, Chordata, Actinopteri, Characiformes, Acestrorhamphidae. Gene Ontology annotation, biological process: transcription elongation by RNA polymerase II. Gene Ontology annotation, cellular component: Cdc73/Paf1 complex. Gene Ontology annotation, molecular function: RNA polymerase II complex binding; chromatin binding.
GUAGCGUAACUCGGCAGAACACCGGUAUCAGACAGGGGGCCUGUAGGAGUGUGUGGCUGUGGAUCAGCUAUAGCAGACUGUAAACAGAGCCCGGGUUUUGAUUUAUUCUCUUUAUUUACAGGAUUUAGACUUUAUUAAAACACACAGGAGAAGCGGAUUAAGGAAAGGAGUUUUUUUGUGGAAAUGGCGCCGACGAUUCAGACUCAAGCGCAGCGGGAGGACGGACACCGGAGCUCUGCACACAGAGCCAUUCCAGAAAGGUCCGGAGUCGUGUGCCGCGUCAAAUACUGCAACAGUCUCCCCGAUAUCCCAUUUGACCCAAAAUUCAUCACAUACCCCUUUGACCAGCACAGGUUUGUGCAGUAUAAAGCCACUUCACUGGAAAAACAGCACAGACAUGAGCUGCUUACAGAGCCAGACCUGGGAGUCACCAUCGAUCUCAUCAACCCAGACACAUACCGCAUAGACCCCAACAUUUUGCUGGAUCCUGCGGAUGAGAAGCUACUGGAAGAAGACAUCCAGGCUCCUUCCAGCUCCAAGAGGUCCCAACAGCACGCUAAGGUGGUACCAUGGAUGAGAAAGACCGAGUACAUCUCCACAGAGUUUAAUAGAUACGGAGUCUCCAAUGACAAAGUGGAGGUCAAGAUUGGUGUUUCCGUCAAACAGCAGUUCACAGAAGAAGAGAUCUACAAGGACAGAGACAGCCAGAUCGCUGCUAUUGAGAAGACUUUCGAGGAUGCCCAGAAAAAUAUUACACAGCAUUACAGCAAACCCAGAGUUACGCCUGUGGAGGUGUUGCCUGUCUUCCCUGACUUUAAGAUGUGGAUAAACCCAUGUGCUCAGGUCAUCUUUGACUCUGAUCCUGCUCCGAAAGAAGUGUCUGGCUCUGCUGCUGUAGAUAUGAUGUCUCAGGCCAUGAUCAGGGGUAUGAUGGAUGAAGAAGGUAACCAGUUUGUGGCAUACUUCCUGCCCAAUGAGGAUACUCUGCGCAAACGAAAGAGGGAUGUGGAGGAGGAGAUGGACUAUAUGCCUGAGGAGCUGUACGACUAUAAGAUCGCCCGUGAGUACAACUGGAACGUGAAGAAUAAGGCCAGCAAGGGCUACGAGGAGAACUACUUCUUCAUCUUCAGAGAUGGAGAUGGUGUCUAUUACAAUGAGCUGGAGACCAGAGUGCGUUUGAGUAAGAGAAGAGCGAAGGCUGGAGCUCAGUCCACCACCAACGCUGUCCUGGUCUGUAAGCACAGAGACAUGAACGAGAAGGAGCUGGAAGCUCAGGAAGCCCGAAAGGCUCAGCUGGAGAAUCACGAGCCGGAGGACGAGGAGGAGGAUAUCGACAUCGACAAAGAUCUGCAGGAAUCAGGUGACGAGAAGGAAAAAGGCAGCGAGAGUGAGAAUUCAGACAGCGACUCUGAUCGGGAGGAUGAAGAGCGCAGAGGUGAGGAUGAGGAGGAAGACGAGGAGGCAGAGAAACGUCGGGAGAGGAAGCCCAGCGGGAGCGGAAGCGAGAGCGGAGAGGACCGGCAGGCCCGGGACGAGGAGGAGAUCUUCGGUAGCGAUGACGACAGUGAUGAAGAAGAGGGCAGGGGCCGGCGCAGUGGCAGCGAGGAGGAGGAGGAAGAAGAGGGAGGUGGCAGGAGGAGCGGUGGCAGCGCCACACCGGUUCACAGCAGCAGCGGCCACUCUGAGGCCGAGCAGCACAGCGGCAGCGACAGGGCAUCGGACUCCAGCGACGGCAGCGACAGUGAAUGAGGUGCUGUUAGAAUCCGGUCUGCUGGGAGAGGGACUACAACUCCCAACAUUCCUAGCUGUCCCAGAUCGCACCCUCGUUUCAGCUAAGCUCCAGGUGAAGAAACAGGGAGUUAAAAUGGAAUAUUUUUGGUUUUCUUUUCUUUGUUAAAGUCCCACAAGUUAAACAGCAUCAUGAGUUCUGCACUUAAGACUUUUGCUGAAUUGAAAUCUAGACAUCAGUUUUUGUGCUAUUGUGAACCUAAUUUUGUAUUUUAUAUGGGGAGGGGGGAAAAAAUCUCAAUUUUCUCACCUAUUAGCCACUGUCCUGCUUUCAAACUCCCUUUAAAUACUAUAUCCAGGUCUGUUUGGACUUUGGCUUAUGACUGUGUCCAGACUACUGUUUAGUUUUUGGAUUAAUAGUUGAUUUCAGAAUCAGCUUUUGCCUUUUAUUGCCUUUCAUAUUAAUUUAGUCACACGUCUCAAUCACUACAGUCCAUUUAGACUGAAGAAGCAGGUUCUAAUACAUAAACGUCCAUAUCUGAUACGUUCGUUCUGUUUAAUUACCAGUAACACUUGAGCAGUACAAUAGAGUAGGGCACUAUUCAAAAGGCUACAAAAGCCUUUCAUAGCUCCUGGCGUAAACCUACAUAAACAUUUAUAAAUCCUACAUUUGUUACAUUUACAUUCUACAUUUGUUUGCAUUUUUGGGUGAAAUUCUUAUCCAGGUUAUUCUUAUUACAGAGGUUGAGCAAUGUAGUGUUAGGAGUCUUUCCCAAGGACUCCUAUUGUUGUUACUCUUAUUGUGCAGAAUAGUCAUCCAGACUGGGAAUUGAACCCGUCUCCCACCUCUUUUGGUAGUUAGCUCACUGGCAAAUAGUGGUGUUAUCCACUGCACCACACCAACCAAACUAUAGAUCCAGAUAACUCAUUUCACCCACUCAAAAAUGAAUAUUCUAACUGACAGUUGUUAGAAAAAUCCUUUAUAAGUAUUUAUGCAGGUUCAUGUCCGGUUAUGUAGCUGUCUGCUUCUCUUAAUAAUGAUGGCUUCAUAGCAAAAGUGUUAAUAAUGCAUUACUUUUGUUACAUCACCCACAAGGCACUAACACACACACACAUGUGCACACGCUUAUGAGAGUACCUUUGUUUCUUUUGUUUUUGUUCUUAUGGAUAUAGAAGGUAAUGUCUCAUCAGUGAUGGCUGAUGAGUGUCACUGUGCUGUAUAAACUGCUGUAAAUAAAGAUGAACCAGUGGUUUUGUUACAAAAUGA